AAGCAGCCAGAGGGAUCACAUCAUUUAGAGUUCAGGGGACUGAGCGACGUUGUAUCAAUUUACAAAAUGAGAUUGACCAUUGUGCUGAUUGUGUCGCUGUUUAGUGGCUUAAUUUUGGCCCAGGAAGGUGAUAAUGUAAGUGAGAAACUAAAGGCUAUGGAAACCAGACUGGUGAACAGUGAAACCAGACUGGUGAACACUGAAACCAGACUGAUGGACACUGAAAACAGGCUGAAGGAGAGUGAAAACCAGAUUCUUGAACUGAAGAACAAAGAAAAGAAGACGGUCAUAUUCAGUGCAGCAACAGGAGGAGGAGGUAAUCACAUUGGACCCUUCAACACAGACACAACUUUAAUCUACAGAACCAUGAUUACUGACAUUGGUGGUGCCUACAGUCCAUCCACAGGUGUCUUCGUUGCCCCGGUUGCAGGUGUUUAUUACUUUACCAUCUUCUUUCAUGCUGGAGGGAACCUUGCAGCUAAGUUAACGCUCAACAAGAACAAUGACUUAGUGGUCAUGACCCAGGAUCACCCUUCAACCUUUGACACAGCUGAUAAUGGAGGAAACGCAGUGUUCCUGCAGCUUGUUCAAGGAGACCAGGUGUAUGUGCGCCUGAUUGCAAAGACGUUUGUUUGGGGAACUGACCAUCAUACAACCUUCAGUGGUUUUUUGGUCACUGAAAUGUGAAAAUCAGUAUCUCUGUAGUAAUUCUUGCUUGAGGGUGGCUGAAAAAGAUCUGAGCUCUCUAUAAACUGAAUAUCUAUCACCAUGACAUGUUCAAAUGUAAUGAAACACAAAGCUGUUGCUCAUAGAAUUAUAAAAUGAAGUUUAAACAUUUUUCUUCGAUCAUUGCUAUAUUAAAUUUGACAGUGAAUUUCUUGUUUUCUGUUUCCUGAAUAUCUUAAUAUAUUGAGUGUUGGGCCUCUCAAUUAAAAGCUCCAUCUCAUUGCAACAACCUCUCAACUUAGAUGUCUAACCUGCCUGAUAAUGCAUCAAUGGAAGACACAUGGAGCGAGAAAUAAAGACAUGGAGAAGUUCCAUUUA
Trematomus bernacchii (emerald rockcod) is the source of this 1044-nucleotide messenger RNA. RefSeq names its product complement C1q-like protein 3. The coding region runs from base 67 to 687 and encodes 206 amino acids. Gene Ontology annotation, molecular function: protein binding. The record is from RefSeq and is a predicted model, not a curated record. The transcript is spliced from 3 exons. NCBI's taxonomy places the organism in Eukaryota, Metazoa, Chordata, Actinopteri, Perciformes, Nototheniidae.